AUGGUUGGAACUUACGACUAUCCAAAGGCAUUCGUGUGUGCCGUCGCAGGCAUGUGCUCCGGCUAUGCACUGGAUGUGGCCAACUUUGCCGACAUCACGAUUUGCUUCAAGAACGCCGCAUUUGGUGCUGCACAAGUCAAGUACGGCCUCAAUCCAAUGACGCAUCCCAUGUUCCGAAAGAUGAGCAUCCAGCGAGCGAGACGUCUCAUCUUCACUGGAGAUCCAAUGGGGCCAGAAGAGGUCACGGAAGUGGGCGAGCUGUACACGAAAGCGCUGGCACUGUCGAAGCAGAUCGCUGAGCGUGGUGCUGAACAUGCGGUGAAUCUCAAAGAGAUGUGUCUCCGCGUUCCAAACAUGGAUCACGUCGGAGCAACCUACUACGAGACGCGCUUCACAAAUGAUCUGAUGGCUAGAGAUCAGUUCAAGCGUCUCGCGGCUGAAGGUGUCGAGAGACUCAAGGAGAAGCGUAGCAAGGCGAUCGAGCGGCUUGGAAAGCUCUGCAAAAGCUAG
Molecule: messenger RNA, 510 nt
Organism: Fulvia fulva
Lineage: Eukaryota; Fungi; Ascomycota; Dothideomycetes; Mycosphaerellales; Mycosphaerellaceae
Exons: 2
Coding region: 1-510 (169 amino acids)
Biological process (GO): fatty acid beta-oxidation
Molecular function (GO): enoyl-CoA hydratase activity
Source: RefSeq, a predicted model, not a curated record